Messenger RNA from Durotheca rogersii, 890 nucleotides. RefSeq lists its product as uncharacterized. The record is from RefSeq and is a predicted model, not a curated record. The transcript has a single exon. The coding region runs from base 89 to 337 and encodes 82 amino acids. NCBI's taxonomy places the organism in Eukaryota, Fungi, Ascomycota, Sordariomycetes, Xylariales, Xylariaceae.
CCCCCAAUCCCAACUCCUUAGGAUUGUAGUAUUAGCAGGAAAUCUUGUGUGCGAAUACAUCGCGGCUACGACCUAAGAACAGAUUCAUAUGAAUUUUUCACCUUAUAAGUCUUCAGCCGACUCUAGUCUUCAUAUGUUACGUUGCCCCCUCGCGCCUGAGCACAGCCUGGGCCUAUUGCUUCUCGCCAUGCUCGUUACAGCCAAGCCAAUGCUAUGGGUCCAAUAUGAUCAUGUAUCAUCAUCUUCCGUCGUAAAGAUACCAGGGUAUGCAAGUCGACACACCAUGGCAUUAAAGGCACAGACGUAUCCGUUAAAGUCCUCAUCUUCUGACACAUGAUUUUUUCCAAAGGCAAGCGCGUAAUCCAUGAGCCUCUCCCGCACGUCCUCACCCUCUGCGAUCUGAAACCGCCAGCACACAUCCCCUAUUUCGUUGUCAUCUUAAGCAAAUAUAAAAUCGAGCUCGUAGAUCUUCUUGCCGCCCCGAGCGCCGUCUAGGUGCCGAUGUAGAACCCAGACGGAAAAGGUCUAUUGUGGGUCACUACGCUUGAUGGCGGUGAUGUGCACAAACGCUGCUGCGGCUUGGAUUCUCGGGAGAUCCGAAAGAACAUUGAGAAUUCGCGGUUGGUAGUUAAGUACUGAUGUUCUCUGGCUUGCAACUAGGAGUGGCGAUGCAAAUCUGGACAGUCUGAUUCGAAACGUGACGCCGGGCUAGGAGCUAGCGGCCGGUGAGAUGGCGAGGACCCUUAGAUCUUGAAGUGCGAGGAUGCAGCUUGUGUCCGCGGCUCUUGAAUGAAGGAAUCAAUGUGUAAGGUACCUGUAUCUGUACAGGGUGUGCGGGGUCGUGGCUGAGGCACCAUCAAAUGCCGGCUUUUAAGGGGCUGACUUGAAUG